This is a messenger RNA of Cadophora gregata, 1015 nucleotides long. RefSeq lists its product as uncharacterized. The record is from RefSeq and is a predicted model, not a curated record. Lineage: Eukaryota; Fungi; Ascomycota; Leotiomycetes; Helotiales; Ploettnerulaceae. The coding region runs from base 1 to 1008 and encodes 335 amino acids. The transcript has 6 exons.
AUGUCUCUGGACAAAACCAUUUGGGACGAGGAGGUUCCCGUACCGCUAAGCACCAUUUCUUAUGUUGAUGGCGGGAUCCUCAAAAAAUUGCCUCCAGGGACAACUACCGGCCUCAUAACACCAAGCGGAGCCUCAUAUUGGGCACGAACCGCACACAUCGAAGCCACCAAUGUACAUCAGGGCGAGCAUGGCAAGAACAUGGUCGCUUCAGAAUUUCAUGCCAUGAGCGAGCUUUACAAAGUCAUGCCGGAAAUGGUCGCUCUCCCAGUGGGAUGGGGAAGUUAUGAAAACGUUGCAGAUACACACUUCUUCGUCUGUAAAUUUCAUGAGAUGAGCCACGACAUCCCUGACUGCAGAGACUUUCCAGCCAUGCUGGCGGAAAUGCACAAGCGUGGCGUUUCUCCUAACGGCAAAUUCGGGUUUCUGAUAGGGACCUUCGCGGGAAACUCGUCUCAGAUAUUUCCUGUAAGUGAUACAUGGGAAGAAUGUUUCACUCAUGGAUUAAAACACGUCUUCGCCAAUGAGGUGGCAACCCAUGGUAUAGAUGAGGAGUUUGAAAUGCUCAAGAAGAGCGUUGUUGAGAAGGUUAUCCCACGCCUUCUUCGACCUCUUGAGACCGGAGGAAGAUCCAUCACGCCACGUCUUGUCCAUGGUGAUCUUUGGGACGGAAAUGCAUCUGUAGAUGUGGUCACAGGCAAGCCGAUGAUCUUCGACGGGACCCCGCUGUAUGCACAUAACGAAUAUGAGAUGGCGCCAUGGCGAGCAAGCCGUCACAAAAUGACGAAAGCUUACAUCGAUGAGUACACGAAACACUUCCAGGUUUCAGAGCCCGCUGAAGAGUUUGAUGAUCGUGGUGAUUUGUAUUGCUUGCGUUUUGACACCAUGUCUUCUUCUCUCUACCCUGGAAAUCUGCGCUUCCAUGAAAUUGCCAAAGAGACAAUGAGGAAGCUUGUCGCCAAAUACGAGGAGGGUUAUGAAGGCUAUGCGGCGAGACAUGGCCUGACAUGAAUCUUUG